Molecule: messenger RNA, 1752 nt
Organism: Fusarium verticillioides 7600
Lineage: Eukaryota; Fungi; Ascomycota; Sordariomycetes; Hypocreales; Nectriaceae
Exons: 3
Coding region: 1-1752 (583 amino acids)
Biological process (GO): L-valine biosynthetic process
Cellular component (GO): mitochondrion; acetolactate synthase complex
Molecular function (GO): acetolactate synthase activity; thiamine pyrophosphate binding; magnesium ion binding
Source: RefSeq, a predicted model, not a curated record
AUGAGCGACUACACGACAGCAACAGCCAUUCUUGAAGCUCUUGAGAGCGCUGGAGUUACUCAUUUAUACGUCAACAUCGGUAGUGACCAUCCGGCAUUCGUGGAAGCUAUCAGCAAGCGCCAAACGGAAGGGACACAAGGAAGCUUGCAAGUAUUUACAGCGCCCAAUGAGUUCGUGGGCCUUAGCGCAGCCCAGGGCUUCUUCCAAGCCACAGGUCGUAUGCAGGCUGUGCUAGUCCAUGUCGAUGCCGGUACUCUGGCUAUGGCUGGCGCUAUACACAAUGUUUCACGGGCUCGAAUUCCCGUGAUUAUGAUUGCAGGCACUAGCCCAGUCACGGAAGAGGGAGAAUUGACGGGUACACGAAAUGAAUUCAUUCACUAUCUUCAAGACACGAUUGAUCAGCGCGGCAUCGUCCGUGGCUACACAGUCCUAGAUCAAGAGAUCAGGACGGGGAGAAACGCCAAGCAACUUGUGCUUCGUGCGGCACAAUUCUCCAAGAGCGAUCCGCAAGGGCCUUCAUAUUUGAUAGCCUCGCGUGAAGCGUUGGAAGAGAAUAUCACACCAUAUACCGUGGAUGAGAGAAUGUGGAAGCCACUGGCACCUCGUGGUCUUGCGCCGGUGGUUGUGGAUGAGAUUGUCGCAAGUUUGAUCUCGGCAAAAUCUCCGGUUGUCGUCACUACUUAUCUUGGCCGUGAUACCGAGGCUGUAGCAGAGCUCAUCAAGCUUUGCGAGUCGCUCGGAGUAGCUGUACUGGAAGCUUUGCCCGCUUAUAUGAACUUCCCGCAUGACCACUGUCUCUAUGCUGGUAACCACUGGAGUGAAGGGCUGCCCAACGGUAUCCUGGAUAAUGCAGAUGUCGUGCUUGUCCUAGACUGCGACGUUCCGUGGAUCAAAUCUGUGUUCCGUCCUUCCAAGGAUGCAAAGGUUUACCACAUUGACUGUGACCCUCUCAAGGUCAACAUGUCUCUGUUCCACAUCGAUGUAGAACUCUCCUGCCAAGCGGACAUGACUACAGCAUUACGGCAGAUGAAUAGUGCCAUUUCUACAUCCAACUCUAUAUCCGCACAAGUGGUUCAGGCUCGGGUUGGUAACGUCACCUCCAUACAUGACACCUACAUCGAUAAAGUCAGGUCAUUGGAAGUACAGCCUGCCACGGCCAUCACUCCCCACUUUGCCUUGUCCAGGCUGCGCGAACACCUCACUCCGGAUACCAUUGUCCUGAGUGAAGCCAUUUCCAACUAUCGGCCUACAUGUGAUGCGCUCAUGCGCUCGCAGCCUGGGACGUACCUGACCUCGGGGGCCACCGCUCUUGGUUGGCACGGCGGCGCCGCCAUUGGGGUUGCUAUGGCUCACCCAAGUCGACUGGUUGUGGCUGUGACAGGUGAUGGUAGCUUCAUGUUCAGCAUUCCAUCCACGGUGCACUGGAUGGCGAGGCGGUACAAUGCGCCAUUUUUGACUGUCAUUCUGAACAACCGAGGUUGGAAGAGCCCGAUGCUGAGCGCCUUGGCGGUUCACAAGGACGGGUACUCAAGCAGGAUGGUCCAGGCAGACGAUCUACAUGUUACAUUUGACCCCAGCUGUGAUCACUCACAAGUUGCGGUGGCAGCGGGCGCUGGUUGGGGAACAGUUGUCAAGGAACCGAAUGAAGUGGAUGCAGCAAUCGCUAAAGGCAUUGAAGUUGUCCGUUCUGGCAGAGCAGCUGUUGUCGAUAUCUGGCUGCCAAAGUUCAACAUUGGCGACCGAGUUGGUUAG